Molecule: messenger RNA, 1609 nt
Organism: Limulus polyphemus (Atlantic horseshoe crab)
Lineage: Eukaryota; Metazoa; Arthropoda; Merostomata; Xiphosura; Limulidae
Product: protein FAM92A-A-like
Exons: 8
Coding region: 236-1180 (314 amino acids)
Biological process (GO): cilium assembly
Cellular component (GO): ciliary basal body; ciliary transition zone
Source: RefSeq, a predicted model, not a curated record
AUUGGAAACAUUAGUCGUCGUCAUUGGUUGCACUUUACAGCACGGAUACAGUGUGAAAGAAAAACAUUUUUUUCACGUUAAUUCGCCAAACAUGUUAACUAUUACCUGCCUAAUAAAUACAGUUAGAUAACAAUAUAUCCAUUAUUUCUCUCGGUUUGUGUUAAAAAUGAUCUAGUGAAAAUUUAUUGAUAUAAAAUAAAUUAAUUUUUAUAGUAUUUUAUUUCUAUUGAAGUAUAUGUUCUCGUCAUUUAUUAGGCCUAUGGAUUUUAUAUCAGAUCUUUUAAAUUCAAGUGACAGGCAAAGUCGAUUAAGUCAAGAAAGAAUUAACUUGGUAGAGAAAUUAAUGGGAGACUUGUGCUUUCAAUUUGCAAGUUAUGCUAGGACAAUGGGAAAACUCAGACAUAAGGGAGAUGUUUUAGCAAGAAGCAUUUUAAAAUUUGCUGAAAGUGAAAACUUCAACUUGACAUUGAGAAACAGUUUGAUAUCUUUUGCAGGAGAAUUGUCUUGCAUGCAAGAUUAUAGAGAGGUUGAAGUGAAACGUCUUGAAGCCAAAGUCAUUGAACAUCUAUCAGCAUAUGGAACAAUUUGUAAACAUGCUAGAGAUAAUAUAAGAGCUAAUGUAUCUAUAAAAAGUAAAGAAGUUAAUCGAAAACAUCAGCUAGAGAAAAUUCAGAAACACACACCAACCAUCUCGCAUGGAACUUCUUUGGUAGAAAAUGAAUAUUGGAGAGGAACUUUUGAUUGUAACUGGUUACACAAAGUUCUAGAAGAACAAGUAAAUGACUUUGAAUACAGGAAAAUUUCUGAUAUUAAGAUAAUGUUCACUGAAUUUGUAAAUAUUGAACUAAUUUUCCAUGCCAAGGCUUUGGAAAUUCUCACAAGAGCUUACGGUUAUCUUCAAGAAAUAGAUGAAAAACAAGAUCUUGAGGAAUUCAGAAACAGAACAUCUCAUUUUAAAGCUGUCUGUGCUGCAGUGAUCCCAUCUAAAUUGGGAUUACCAAUUGACCAGUCCCAAAAUUUUCCAGAAAGAACUCAAGUAAACAAAAAACACAAAUUACAAAGAGGCCACAUCACACUCAAGCCAGAAAAUGAUGAACUUCACACAGAAGACUCAGAUACAAAUGGAAAUUUGCAUCCAGUGGAAAAACAUCAUGAAAGUUUAUUCCAUAAAAGACAUUAGCUUUCUCUAGUGUGAAGUAGAGUACAUCUGUACUUAGACAUGUAGAUUUCUAAUUGCUACACGACACUGAUUUUCCUACUUAGUGUUGUUUUAGGUAUGUCUUUGUUUGUUUCAGUUUCCCAGUGAAAUUAUUCUAAGUAUUCCGGGUGUUAUAUCAUCUGUGUGCAAAUUUGUACCUGUGGGUUAUUUGUCUUUGUUUUGUAGGAUUGUGUUCUUUGGUUCUUGACUGAAAUGCUACUACCCAACAAAUUUACUAGACAGUCAAUUCUUAGUGAAGUAAAAUCUUGCCUUUGAACCUUGAGAUGGAAGUCUGUUGUGCUGUGGUCUCUUUCUUAAACUCUUCACUGCAUGCCCUAUAUGAGUUUAAACUGUUUUUCUCUAAUGUGUCUACUUCUGGACUUUUUUUGUUCAUAUAGUGAGAUAACAUCA